This is a messenger RNA of Oikopleura dioica, 609 nucleotides long. NCBI's taxonomy places the organism in Eukaryota, Metazoa, Chordata, Appendicularia, Copelata, Oikopleuridae. The record is from the annotation of a GenBank genome assembly.
AUGACUAAAGUGAAUUUAAAAUUUAUUUCUCGACGAGCUCGAAGCCUCUCUCCUGCUUCAAAUCUGCGAAGAAAAUCCAGUCUUCCGAUAAAGAUAAAAUUUUGGGAGAUUUUAACCGGAUCUUAUAAGCAACAGAAGUCGAAUUUGCCCGUUUCGGUGACGAACUUGGUCGGAAAAAGGAAAGAGCUAGAAUCGUAUCGGACUGUGAAAUGGGUAUCUUCUGCUUGCGAAUCUUUGGCGAACAAGCCGGAUUUACUGUCAGAAUUGCCACAAGCCGCGCAAACGGGUAGAUUGAUUCUGCAUCUAACGGAAGAAGAAGGUGUUACAGGAGAUGUCAAUACAGUUGGUCGCUGGAAACUGGGCUUGUGCGAUGGAAAAUUGACCUAUCUAAGUUAUCAGCAUCAGGACCCAAUUCAUAAUAGCUUGAUAAUUUAUGCAAAUGAUGAGCACAUGAUUCAAAUUCUCACUGGAAGAAUAGACCUCCAAACUGCUGAUGCUCUUGGAAUCGCGAAAAUCACCGGCAACUGUCAGAUUCGAAACACCUUUCCAGCGCUGAUAAAAAUCCUGAACCGGGAAAUUCCAAAAAGCAGUCCUUCCUUGAUUAUAUAA